This is a messenger RNA of Columba livia (rock pigeon), 3009 nucleotides long. RefSeq names its product TLC domain-containing protein 5-like. Gene Ontology annotation, cellular component: membrane. The coding region runs from base 2219 to 2953 and encodes 244 amino acids. The record is from RefSeq and is a predicted model, not a curated record. NCBI's taxonomy places the organism in Eukaryota, Metazoa, Chordata, Aves, Columbiformes, Columbidae. The transcript has 3 exons.
GGACGAUGGAGCCAGGCUCUUGUGGUGACAACCAGUGACAGGACAAGGGGCAAUGGGUGCAAACUGGAACACAGGAGGUUCCAGUGAAAGAGGAGAAGCAACUUGUUGGGGUGAGGGUGGCAGAGCCUGGCCCAGGCUGCCCAGGGGGGUUGUGGAGUCUCCUUCUGUGCAGACAUUCCAACCCGCCUGGACACCUUCCUGUGUAACCUCAUCUGGGUGUUCCUGCUCCAUGGGGGAUUGCACUGGAUGAGCUUUCCAGGGCCCUUCCAACCCCUCACACUCUGUAAUUCUGUGAUUUCAAGCCUCCUCUGGAGCGCAGCACACACAGGACAGGCCUCAUGAGCAUGAGGCAUCUUAUGCUCUGAGCGAUUGGUUUCCCUCCCAGAAUCGAGCUGUUUGGCUUGUUUGGGACACACAAUCUCCUUUAGAUAGAUUUUAGAGCAAAUAGAACAACCGUAAAUUACAUGGUGCCGGAGCCGAGUUUACCGUCGGGGCUUGGAGGAAGCUCAGCCCUUUCCUGGUUACUCACUCCCUUGCUCACUCGUCCUGUUCUGCGUGUUGUGUGUCACACGUCCCCAUGUGUCCCGCACCCCUCCCGGCUCCAGACCCAAGACGUCCCCAUCGACUCCUGGCUCAGCCUUCCCUCCUGUAACUGCUACAUUGGUCGUUUCCUCAAAACUAAUUCAUGGUAGUUCUCUAGCAGCUUAAUAAAGAAUUACUACCACUUGUAGAGUUUGUGCACGUUAGGCCCGUAGUACGUAUAAGACCCUUUUAUUUUUAAUGAGUUAUUCUUUAAUAUUUACAUAAUUCUCUACAUUCUUCAGUGUAAGUAAAGAAAAGCUUCAUAUAGUAUUAUAGUACUUAAUUUACCCAUUAAUUCAGCUGUAAUUGUUGAAAGCUUAGAGCUUCAUAAAUAAAUGAGAUUAUUUGUUCAAAAUGCCAUCAGGUCUGCUUGGCAUGACAUUUAAAUUAAAUAAUGUAAAUCAGUUUGACCUGUAAGCCCUUGUCGUUAUUUGGUGACAUUUCUUACAGAAUAAACAGUUUGCAGGUUGGGCAGUGUGGUGUGGAGCGUGGCAGAAAGCUGUAAAAACAAGUUAUCCUGUCAUUUUACACAUCGUUUGGAAAAAUUCCUUCGUUUUUCUAUAAUAGAGGAGCAUCAUUCCGUGGCUCGGAGCACAUCAGCUGCCUUGGAUACAGAGUUAGAUGAAUGAAAUAGGUAAAGUGAGGCAGGGUCGGGUGGUCUGUAAACCCUGAAGUACCAACCACUGGGGAACAGGGGAGGGAAAUUGUGGGGGGAUAUAAACAGGGGCUUUUUGCCCUAUUCUGUGUGCCGACCUUUAGGUAGAACACCCACUCUUGCAAAAUCACUAUUAAAAUCUGCUUUUUUAUAACAACAGAAGGACAAAAGCACCUUCCCUCGUGUCAGAUCUGGCUUAUUCUUCACUUUAUUCUCCUCCAUCAGAGAACUUCCCAGCGCCCAUGUCCCCGCUUGCGUCAGCGCUGCGCGGGAGCUCAGGUGUGACGUCGGAGAUCAGCAGAGAGGUGACUAAAAUGAAACUCGCUCUUUGCAAAGGCGUUGGUGGCCGCUGGCUCUUCUCGCGACGUGCCCGCGCUUGUGCACGCAAAUAUUCAGCCAAAUUAAAGUCUUACAGGACUUACGGCGGGCAGGGCUGAGGCUGGAUGAAGGUACCCACGGCGACGGGGCGAUUCACACAGACAGACACGCAGACACAGAGUUCUUGUCAGCAGCAAGAGCAGAGCUGAGCAGACUUUUAUUAACAGUUCUCUAUUUUCAGCUUUACAGGUACGGACCUGGACGAAGAGGUUAGACAGGAUGUUUUCUCAACAAACACCCCAAACACACCACGUUCACGCUGUGUCUGUUUUCAGCCACGUUCCCAUGUGUAUCUUGUGGGUGGCGUUCCGACCCGCUCAUUCACACAUCGUACACAUGGGGGCGGUUUUCUGACCCGAGAUAUCGUUCUCACUGGGCUAUCACUCCUUACACUCAUAAAAAACAUAUUUCUGUAUAACCUGCUCAAGGCUGUUUAGCUGGAACUGCUCGUCCUGCUGUUCCCACAGGUACCAGCUUGGCCGACACGCUCCAAACGCCUGUUAUUAUUAUUUGACCCCAUUCCCGGCGCUGUCCCCAGGUACCAGGACCCCCUCGCUGCCCUGGGGUGCUGCUCGGAUCUCUUUUCACCUCCGGGACAGCAGGAUGGUGUCCAUCGCUCUGGAGGUGACGUGCAGCCUCGUCGUCUGGCUGGCCCUGUACGCCUGUUUGUGCUUCUGGAACAAGCACCGAUCCUGCGAGUGGAGCUGCCGCUUGGUCACACUGCUGCACGGCGUCAUUGUCACCGGCCUCUCGGGUUACGCUGCUCUCCUGGAUGGCCCCUGGGCUCUGACCCACGCAGGUUCACCAAACACACCUCUUCAGAUCCACGUGCUGUCCCUGACCUUGGGUUACUUUCUCUUUGACCUGGGCUGGUGCCUUUAUUUCCAGACAGAAGGGGAUCUAAUGCUGUUCCAUCACACGCUGAGCAUCUGCGGCAUGAUCAUGGUGCUGGGGCUCGGGAAUUCUGCUACGGAAGUCAACGCUGUUUUAUUUGUUAGCGAGAUCACCAACCCGCUGCUCCAGACCCGCUGGUUCCUGCGGGAAAUGGGGUGUUAUUACACUUUCCUGGGAGAGCUGGUCGACUUCUUGUUUGUUCUGCUCUUCGUGGUGCUGCGGAUGGGAGGAGGAGCUCUGGUCAUGUACGCCAUGGUGACGGCCCCUGGUACCAGCUGGCUCCUCAAGGCCGGAGGCCUGGCCAUGUACGUGGUGUCCUUGGGGUUCAUGGUUGAAAUCUGCCGCUUUGUUAAGAGGAAAAUGGUGAAAAAAUACCAUUCCUGGACAAGCCUGAGGAGUGUGAAUGCACCUGUGAAAAGUAACGGGCGCUUAGCAGGUCAUUAAUGGUAGUCCCUUGGGCUAGGUUCCUGGCCACUGAGGGCUAUUUCUGUGAAAAGAAC